Sesamum indicum (sesame) is the source of this 3128-nucleotide messenger RNA. RefSeq names its product Polynucleotidyl transferase, ribonuclease H-like superfamily protein. The record is from RefSeq and is a predicted model, not a curated record. Lineage: Eukaryota; Viridiplantae; Streptophyta; Magnoliopsida; Lamiales; Pedaliaceae. Gene Ontology annotation, molecular function: 3'-5'-RNA exonuclease activity; RNA binding.
UAUGUGGACUUUCUGUUUAUCAAAUUAAUUGAAAUUUUAUUUCCACUUUCCUGAAAAUGCCAUUCAGACGCUCUCUCUGUACGCAGGCCGCCGCCCGCCACCGUCGGCGCAUCCAAUGGCCGGUGAAGCAAGUGACAAAAUCCAACUUCUCGGAGGCUUUAGCAGAAAUCAAGGCCUGCAUAUUGAAUUCCGACUAUGUAGCGGUUUCGUUUAAACAAACCGGCGGCCACUCUGCGCCGUGGCACAAGAUUCUCCCCAUUGAUACGGCGGAGACGGCUUAUUUCAAGGCCAAGCACGCUGCCGAGCGGUUUCAGAUCCUCCAGUUCGCUGUCUGCCCGUUUUCAGUUAAAGCAUCUAAGCUAAUUGCCCAUCCGUAUAACUUCCAUUUGUUUCCCAGGGAUGAGUUGAAAGUUGGGAUGCCAUCUUAUAGUUUUUCAUGCCAAUCAUCAUAUUUGACCGCUAUGGCACAAGAAGGUUUUGAUUUUAACGCUUGCAUAUACAAUGGUAUAUCAUACUUGUCCAAAGCACAAGAAUCAGCUACAAACGUUCAAAUUGGACAUUUGUCACCUAGCAGCUGCACAGUACAUUCUUCAUCAGUUCAUUCAGUUGCUGAUUCUCUAUUUACAGAAAGGAUCAGAUCUCGAGUUAAGAAUUGGAUACGUGCUUGUAAAGAUUCUAAUAAAACUGAGGAUGCUUUGAUAAGUUCUUUGAGAAAACUUAUAUCAGGAAGCGAAGUUUAUGGUUCCAGGCCAUCCUUGAAUAUAGAUGUGUGCAGCGAAUGUCAAAUCAAGCUUGCAUUAGAGACAUUGAAAGAGUUUGUUGAUGUUGUACCAUUACAACUUCCAAAAAGAGGAGCAGGGGUGCAGGCUGUUCGAGCUGUUUUGACGAGUUCACAAGAAGACAAGAACCUUCUUGAGAAGGAACUUCAACAUAUGGAACAGGAGCAAAGAGAACGUGUUCUUGGCUUCCGAGAGGUGAUAGACUUGAUUUCGACGUCUCAAAGACCCGUUGUUGUGCACAACUCACUUAAUGAUUUUGCUUUUAUACAUUCAAAGUUCCUAGCUCCGCUUCCGUUAACUAUGGAUGAAUUCAGAAGUUCUUUGCAUUUGAUCUUUCCUCACAUACUUGAUGUCAACCAUCUUAUGAAGGAAAUUGGCCCGUUUGAGAAAAUGAAUAACAUGCCAGCAGCCAUUUCCUAUUUGGAAAGGAGGUUUUCUGGAUCAAUAGACAUGGACAUUUCUAGUCAAGCAGACACUGAUAAAGUCAAUAUUCAUGGGCAUAAUGUUCUGAGAGUAUGCCAUUUGUUUGUUAAAUUAUGCUCCAUACUGAAAAUUUCUCCAGAGGUUCCUGAAGAUGGUCAAAGCCAUUUGUCUCCUUCCCUUCCACGACAUUCCAAUAUAUUUAAUCCCUGCUCAAGUAAUUCCACAAAUCCUAUUGAAGAUGAUGUGAGAAUUUGGACUGGCAACAGCAGAACAAUUAGCAUUAACAAUUUGGUGUUCUUAUGGGGGUUCGAAAGUGGAAUAUCCGCCCGAAGUCUGAAAGACCUUCUGUGUGAUACACAUGAUGUCUUCUCUGAGGAAUUUGAUGUUCGGAUGCUGGAUAGGACAUGUGCAGUAGUUGUUUUCUGGACUCCUGGUUUCGCAGAAUGUUUUCUCAGAAUAAUUGAUUCUGGAGAAAUUAUAUCUACUAAGCUGACAGGUUUGAUCUCUGGAGGCCUAAAAGCUGCAGGCUAUGAGACAUACAAAAGAGUAUGCGAGUCAGGUUUACGGAAAUCAGAUUUAGCAGACUGCUUAGACCAAGCCAUGGAUGAAACUGAAAUCCUUUCAGGAACCGUCAAGUCACAGCAGGAGCAACCAGUGAUAUACUGGAAUAAUGAUGAAAUGAUCAAUCUCAAUGACCUUUGAUAGUCGCAGUUUCGCAUUGCAUGUCCCAGGAAAGGGAGAGCCAUAGUUUACCCAAUCGAUCAAUCCUAUAUUUUGGUUGAGGCAAUGCUUGGAAGAGGUAUCCACCCAAACUCUGCAACAGCAAGACACAUUAUGAUCUCCAGUUUCGAAAGAUCAAUUUUGAGGGGAGCUACUUGGCUGAUCCAGGGAGCUGUUGGGCCGUCAACAUCUCCAAACAUUCAUCAGGUGGGACCCAUAGCAAUCACCACCUGAUGUAUGGUGAGGUUGUCCUUGGACAAGUACUACUCAAUUUCUAGCAUCCAUGUUUCCCAUAUUCUCAUGUGACUGGUGAAGGAAUAUCUGAUCCUUGAAUGAUUGAGGCCGUGCACGACGCCGCACAGUAAGCCUAAGCCGAAAGGCAAGAAGGCAUGUCGGGCACGCCGUACGGGAGAACGGCCAGGUGUCGGCAUAUCGAUUGGGCCUCGGACUUAUGAUGAUGUCCUACUCGGGCGAGACAUGGAAGGCGGCCAUCGAGGGCGAGCGCCUAGGAUGUACCGAGUGUGUUGGAUAAGAGACGGGCGUUGCGUGCGCAAGCGUAGUGCCGUAAUGCCGAAGCGGAGCGAGGAUGCUCCUUAGCUUCAGGAUUCGGGCAACUGGAUGCCAUUGAGGGAAGACAUUUCGUAUUAAGUCCUGGAGAAGCUGUAUAAUCACAAUACAUCAUCCUAGGGGCUCUUUCCUCUCUUUGGGUUUUUAGCAUUUCUAUACCUGCACUUGAGACUGAGGGCUACACUGCCAGUUUUCUGUCAAACUCGAACCAAAUCUAACCCAUUGAUAGUUCUAAAGUGUACCAGCAUCAGAAUGUUCAUUGGAUAUGAGAGUUGUUUGUAGAGAAACUCGGCGUGCUUGAUUUGUAAUUGGGAGUAUGUAUCUGCAAACGACAUCGGAAAAUGGCCCUUGAACAGAGGCAUCACAAUUUGUCACAUUCCAGUUCGAGCAUGUUGGGAGGGAAGCAUGCAACUGCUACUGGACUUUGAAGUUGUUAUAGCUUUUGAUGAUUUCCUUUGAAUAAUUGAGGGGUUGAAGUACAUCUAAGCCUUCACCCUGAUAACUCCCUCUUAAUGAAUAUCAACAACAGUAUAUGAAGUUAUUCAGUUUGCACUGUGAAACUUUGGAGAGAGGGAGGGAAGGAGGUCCUUUUAGUAUGUAAAGUGGUAAAAGUGCUCAAAACAAUUUCUACUCCAAGCA